Messenger RNA from Sphaerodactylus townsendi, 1802 nucleotides. It is a transcript of the gene ARL13A, whose product is annotated as ADP ribosylation factor like GTPase 13A. The transcript has 10 exons. Gene Ontology annotation, biological process: non-motile cilium assembly; receptor localization to non-motile cilium. Gene Ontology annotation, molecular function: GTPase activity; GTP binding. The record is from RefSeq and is a predicted model, not a curated record. The coding region runs from base 93 to 1265 and encodes 390 amino acids. Gene Ontology annotation, cellular component: non-motile cilium; ciliary membrane. Lineage: Eukaryota; Metazoa; Chordata; Lepidosauria; Squamata; Sphaerodactylidae.
UCUGAAUGAAGUAGAACACGGAUGGAAGGAAGAAGAAUGCGGUAGCAAGAAACUGCACAGAGACACAACCAAGUUCUGCGGUUUGCCAAAGUAUGUUUCACCUCAUCACCUACUGCUGGUCUUGGCUGCAGGCGAUUCAGGAGCCGCUGAGAAGAGUGACUCUCCUUGUCCUUGGCCUAGAAGGAGCAGGAAAAACUUCCCUAGUCAGAGAAAUCCAGAGAGUACUCUCCUGCGAAGUUCUCCCUACCACCAAGCCAAAUCAGACAGAGCUCAGAGUGGACAGGUUUGAGGUAUCCUUCAUCAACCCAGAGGGGGGUCAGAGAACCUGGAAGAACCACUACGGCAAAGCUCAUGGGAUAAUCUUUGUGCUCGAUUCUAGCAACAUGGCACAGAUGGAUGAGGUCAAGAAGACCUUUGCGCGUGUCUUGGGGCACCCUAAGAUUUCGGGAAAGCCUCUGCUAUUGCUGGCGAACAAACAGGACAAGUUGGAUGCACUCUUGCCCAGUGAAAUCAUCGAGUACCUGUCUCUGGAGAAGCUCGUGAAUGAAAGCAAGUCGCUGUGUCGCAUUGAACCCUCUUCAGCCACCAAAAGACUUCCCAGGACUCAGUGCCGAACCAUCAUUCAAGGGCUUCACUGGCUCUUGCGCAUCAUUGCCGUCAACUAUGGGGCACUGUCUGAUCGCAUCCAGAAAGACAGCCUUGAACCGCAACAGUUAUCAGAGCGGGAGGUAUCCCGGAAGGCCCGGAGACCCCGGAGCAAGACCCGGGAAGAAAGGGAGCCACCAGCCAAAAGGGGGAACUCCCAAGAACAAAAUGCCAAGAUAGAGGAAAGCAAACCACCAAAGAGCUCCCAGAACAUUUUGUCACAGAAAGAGGAAAGAACUAUGGCGCCCAAGAAGAAGAAGAGGAAAGUAAAUCUCAAGAUGAAGAAGAAAGGCUCAGUGCAGUCGAGCAGCACGUUGGCUGAAGACGUCAAGGGCAAAAUGGCAGCCAGUGGGAGCAAAUGCGGAGCCAUCGGUGGCCUCAUCCAGAACAACAAGGUUGCCCAAGAGAAUCCCAGAAUUCGAGAAACAUCUCCAACCCCAGCAGGGCAGAGCACAAAGAAGAAAAAUAAAACACUGAAAAAUAAAAUCAAGAGCAAAGAGCAAGCAGAGACCCAACGAAAUGAGAACCUGUCAAGCACUUUUGAUUUGUAUCGGAGAGCCAUGCUGGCUCUGAAAAUGCAACAAGAGGGUCCGAAGACCCAUUCAAUCAGCAUUUCCUGAUCCAUCCAGUCAAUAACCCUGGGGUAGAAAUCUCAAACUGGCCCCUGCAGAGCUGAAGACACUGCGAUGGAGAUGGAGCACUGAAUACUAAGAUGUACCAAAACUUUGUGCAAUAUUCAGAAGUGAAAUGUUGACAUACAACAGGCAGUCAGAUGGCUCAAAGAAAAUCUCUGGAAGAAAACAUGGACGGCUCUGAGAGCCUCUUCCACAUCACUAGAAUCCAAUGAAGAUUUGCAGCCUCAUUCUCAAGAGAGUCUAUUUUGGACUCACUUGAAAAAAGGACCAGUGAUUCGGAUGCUGAGAAUGGUCCUUUGUACCCCAUUGGCAUUGACCCAAUCAGCAUCCUUUUAGCAGCAUUAUCUUUAUGUCAUGCCCAAAUGUGAAGAUGGGGGGCUUCUCGGAGGCUGCUUCCAUACUGUUAGAACAUUCUACUCUGGGAGAGACACUCAGUUUGCAGAUACACUUAAUCUAGAACAGCAAAAUAUUUGCUAGACUGAACUAUAAUGGAAAUAUUUUUGUUUUUGUUUUCAAUUAAAG